CCCUUCCUUUUUUCUCCCGGCGAUCGAUCCAAUCUCGGCGAAUUGCGGGGAGGAAAACCCCGCCGAAUUUUGAAUUCCCAGGUCGGUUUAUUUGUUGGCGGAAGAGAUGCCGAUAUCGGAUGCAGUGACGGUGAACCUGACACCGAUCUACGUGGCGGGGAUCGCAGGUGUCAAGCUCACGUUCGCCGCCGUCUCCUCCAGCAACGUCAGCUCGCUCCUCGUCGAGGCCGACUGGCUCCUCACCUUCGGCUCCGUCAUGUCCAAACACUACGACGUCGUCGAGGCCUCGGUCUUGUAUGAUGACUUCGAUGGAGGCAGCCAGCUGAAGGAGGUUGCGGCAGGUCGGUUGUCUUCGUUCGACGUCGUCUGGCCGGAGCUAACGUUCAGCAUCGGCCUGAAGGCAGCGGCGGCAGGGGAUGGCGGGAGUGUCUUGGGGGAUGUAGUUGAUGGUACGACGGGUCGGUGUGAUAACAGUUCAAUUUUUGUUUAUUAUUUUUAUAGUUAAUUUACCCUUAUACCCUUAAUGAAUUCUGUUGUUAGUA
This is a messenger RNA of Linum trigynum, 542 nucleotides long. The record is from the annotation of a GenBank genome assembly. Lineage: Eukaryota; Viridiplantae; Streptophyta; Magnoliopsida; Malpighiales; Linaceae.